AUGGCAUCGAGCAAAAAACAAAUCACCAAGCAGAGACGCAAUUCAACCGCAUCUACUAAUACUUUAUGGGAUAAAUUACCUGAAGUAAACUCUGUUUCCGUUGAUAUCGCAAAUGACAAUGAUUUUCUUGAUGAAAAUGAUCUCACAGAGAAUGACAUUGAAGACGAACUUGAAGCUGAAAAUCAUGUUACUAAUUCACGAAAACCUUUACACAAAGGUUUUGCAUCAAGCUCAAAUCUUGAAAAUAUACAACAAAAUACUCCGUUAUGGGCUUUAAAAGAAUAUGAUCAAGUUAAAUUGAUCGUUGACAAGACGCAUGCCGAAGAUGUUAAAACCGAGCUUCAAAGACGUUUAUCCAAGAAAGGUAUUCGAUGGAUGACAAAUGAUGACGAGCGGACUCGUUCAUGGUAUUUUGGUCUAUCAUUCGUACUCUUACAAUUGGAACGUGCGCAUCCGAUGGAUAUAAUGAGACUCACUUCUAUUCGAUCUUUUCCUUUCUGGCUUAGAUUUAAAAAUAAAAUACAGCAACAACGACGUAUCAAAUCAAAUUCUGAAUACAUUAAACCGAUUCGAUAUGGAUAUUCGCCACCUUAUCGUGUUUCUCUUCGUUAUGGUGCACUGACUAAAAUCAAUGAAUUUCGUUAUUCAAUUGAACAUGCAUGGUCAAACCAACCGAAAACUAGAUGGUCACUUUUCGUAAAAAAUGAUUAUUAUGGUGGAUGCAUCGAAUGGGUUAUGGAAGAACCUAAAGAACGAAAAAAGAAACAAUUAUUAGCCAUUAAUGUUGAUCGUACCAUUAUUAUGCAUUUGUUGCCAGAUGGAUUUGUAAUGUACAUUUGUCAGACAUGUAAUAUGAAUGAAUUUAGUGCAAAAGAAAAACUCAUCAAUGUUGCCAGACGACAGAAUCCUUCGCACAGUUUUCCUCGUCGUCCAGGCCCAAUACGUCCAUCAUUUGGAGAUGGUCGAUUACCACGAAGACCUUCUUACGAAAAAGAUAAACGUUCGAGCAUACGUAAUGGAAUCUAUUUUCCAACUGUUCAAUUUGAGCUUCGCAUCGAUUCAGAUCAUUUAACCAAUGAAAAAGCUCAAAAUACAGUUCGACAAACAUAUACAUUGCUGACAAAAUUUUUCAGUUCACAUAAUAUUACUAUUUGUCAUGGUACGAUUGACUCACAUCCAGGUCCACAAAUCAAUUCAUUUCCCAUUCUAAAAUUACCAACUCUUAUCAUGAAAUAUUCAUGGGAAAUGCUUGUGAAUAUUGGCUAUCGUUUACUAGUUCAAAUCGACCAAAAAUUUCGUGAUGAUCUAGAUCAAUUGAGUAAAGAGGAACGAAAUGCUGAUGAUCUAUUUUAUCGCGUUUGUGUUUAUCUUUCACGUCUGUUUACACUUGAACCUUUCGUUAAUUUAUCGGAAAAAUUACAUGAUGCUGUAAUUGAAUCAAAACGUAAACGAGCAGAUGCUACUUUUGGAUUGAUCAAUAGUUUAGAUUUAAAAGAAAAUACAGAAACCUAUGUACCAUCAGUAACAUUAACACCAACAACAAUUCGAAUAAAACCAUUCAAAUUAUGUCGAACGAAUCGAGUUCUUCGAGCUGAACAAGAAUUUGGCAAAGCAUUGGAACAUUUUGCUCUUGUCGAGAUUCGUGAUGAAAAUGGUCAACCAUUACAAGGGUUUCAUUUUCGAGACUUACAUCAUCUUUUUCUUGACUAUUUGGAAAAUGGUUUUACUCUAAUGGGCAGUAAUCGAUAUUAUCGAUAUUUACAUCAUUCACAAUCACAAUUACGUGUCAGUCAAUUUUGGUUUUAUCAUCAUGAAUCAGGUUUAAAUCGAUCAUUUGACGAAGCUUAUAAAUGGAUGGGCACAUUUGACAAAGAACGAAACGCAGCAAAAUAUGCUUCUCGUGUAGCUUUGUGCUUUUCAACAACUACUCCAACUAUUAAUAUAGAGAAGAAAAAUGUUCAAUACAUCGACGACAUCAAAACAAAAGAUGGAAAACUGACAUUCACAGAUGGAUGUGGUACUAUGUCAAAACAAUUACGAGAUGAUAUUCAAAAACAACUUGGCAAGCGAUCCUUCAGUGCCGUUCAGUUUCGAUAUGCUGGUGCUAAAGGUGUUGUCAGUGUCGAUAAACGACUGGGAAGUGGUCAUCACCUAUGUAUUCGUCCCAGUAUGAACAAAUUCGAGAGUAAACAUUGUUGUUUUGAAGUAUGUAAAAUUUCUGCACCACGACCACUCUAUCUCAAUCGACAAGCCAUCCUUCUUCUAUCCCAUCGGCGCAUAUCUGAUGCUGCCUUUCUUAUUCUUCAACAACGUAAUCAUUUGACUCUUAUUCAAGCUUUAUUAAGAAAUAAUGAUGCUAGAAAUUUACUUGAGGAAAAAUUACCAUACUGGUUUUUACCCGAUGGUGCAAAGAUUGAUUUUGUUCGUGAACCAUUUUUUCGACAAUUACUGAUAGCUGCAUGUCUUAUUUCAAUACGAGAACUACUUCGACGAACACGUAUUCGUGUUUCACCCAAUAAAGCUCGCAAUAUGUUCGGUAUUAUAGAUGAGUACAAUGUGUUAAAACCAGAUGAAGUUUUUAUUCAAUACACUCGACGUAAUGAUCAUGAAGAUAAAGAUGACAGUGACAAACGUCAAAAAACACGAAUUCUUAGCAACUGUAAGGUUGUUGUCACAAAAAAUCCUUGUCAUCAUCCGGGCGAUAUACGAACAUUUACUGCUGUCAAUCGUGAAGAGUUAAAACAUCUCAAAGAUGUUAUUGUCUUUUCUCAACAAGGUGAUCGUCCAGCAUCCCAUCAAAUUAGUGGAUCUGAUCUCGACGGUGAUGAAUAUGCAGUAAUAUGGCAUGAAGAUCUUGUUCCACUUCAAACCCCGAAUGCCAUACCUUUUGACUAUGAUUCACAGAAAGCAUCGCCAGAACUUAAUCGGCCUGUGGAGCGAAAUGAUAUAAAUGAUGUUAUACUAAAAAUAGCUGAAAGUGAUUAUUUAGGACGAUUGUCUAAUUUACAUUUGGCAUAUGCCGAUCGUUACGGAGUCGACAGUAACGAACGACCAAACAAAGAUGUUUUAUCAACAAUUGAACUAGCUGGAGCAAUUAGUCUCGAAGUCGAUAGUGGAAAAACUGGACAACAUCCAUUAGAUGAUAAUCAGAUACUACAACAAAAAAACGCAUUAGGAGAUGAACGACCAGAUUUUAUGGAAAAUACCAACAUGAAAUCGUAUCAAUCGAAAAAAGUACUUGGAAAACUCUAUCGUUCAUCACGUCGAACGUUGCCUGGAUGGAAUAGACUUCUUCGACGACAUCGUCAUUUACGUCAUUUACAAGUUCGAACUCCUGAAGAUGAUGAAAUAAAUGAUGAAGAAGAACAAGAAGUAAAUGCUGAUGAUAUUCAAAAAAACAUAAUUACAUUAGAUUCAUCUCUGCUUAAAACAACUUCGUCCAGACAAGAUCAAGAACUAUCAGCAAUCGCAUCUCAACUAUUUUAUGUAUAUCGGCAAGAAAUGCUUGAAAUUCUAAAUUUAUAUGGACUUUCACAUGAAAGUGAUUUAUGGUGUCGAAAAUCAACGAAUACUACUGGUGGAGAACUUGAAGAUACAGCUUAUACUCAACUUGAACAACUCGUUGCACGUACACGUGAUGCUUUCUUCUUACGUUUAGUAUCUUUCUGUCCAGACCCUGGAAAUACCUGUAAUGGAAAUACAGCUUUCGAAGACUUAGGUCCAGGAUGCCAAAAAAUGCACAAUGCCGUAGCCGCUGCAUUGUAUCGAGAAUGUUACAGUGGACAAAAUGAAUCAGAACGAGCACCAAUUCUAAGUUUACCAUGGUUAUUUACUACAGCACUUCUACAGACACGUCAAAGAGAAUUACCAUCAAAGCAAGGUUCACUUAGUAUGGCAAUGGAGGCUGCACUAAGCGAUCUGAUUCAUAACCGUUUAUUACAAUUAGAAGGACUCACACUGACAUUUUGCACAUCGAACAAUCGUCGAGUCAAAACAAACGUGCAUUGGACUGUUUGUGUUUUUGUUGAAAUUCUACACUAUUGUAUCGAACCAAAAUCUUUUGUUUCAUGGCCGAAGAUACUCAGUCGUUUUAUAUGUAAAAGAUGUUCCGGGCAACAGACUAAUCCUAUGGAUGAAUGGUCAUUGGUCUUCGACGCCAUAGAACAGGACGAUAUCUAUGCCGUCACGCUUAGAUCGCUCGAAUGGACUGAGGAUGACGAUGAAUUAAUGCAUUCCUAUUUUGUUGAAUUGCUCGAAAUUUGCUUUGAUCUUGGUCAGACUAUGGCCGAUGAUAACAAUGAGUAUCUUCGAAUGAGUGAAGAAAUUAUUCUCAUACUCCAACGAGUGGCGCUCGACGAAACACUAUUACCAGAAAAUUGGAGAUAA
This is a messenger RNA of Rotaria sp. Silwood1, 4386 nucleotides long. The record is from the annotation of a GenBank genome assembly. Lineage: Eukaryota; Metazoa; Rotifera; Eurotatoria; Philodinida; Philodinidae.